AUGGUAGAAAAGACCGCGCAAGGGGGGGAUACAGGGGUAGCAACUUUGCGAGGUGUGAACGGUGGAUUAGUCAGCAGUGGGAAGGGAAAAAGGGAAGUUCUUCGAGGACACUACAAGAGACUUGGAGUGCCCUCGGAGAAUGAAUCUUUUGACCAAGUGUUUAAGAAGGAGGUGGACGCAUGGGCCCAAAAAGAAGAAGAGACAUCGAAGGCAGACGUUGGGAACGUAGAACUAGAAAAGGAGUUCACUGAGGACGAGGUUGAGGCGUGUGUGAACAAGCUGAAGUGCCACAAAGCAGCAGGAGCGGAUGGGAUAGUCAACGAGUUCAUGAAGUUUGGGGGGAAGGGGAUGAUCCAGCUGAUGGUACUGCUAUGCAAUUGGGUGUGGAAAAACGAGUACAUGCCAAGUAGACGGAGGGAAGGAGUAGUUGUGAACUUGUUUCAGAAAGGAGACAAGACUGACCCAGGAAAAUACAGGGGGAUCACACUGUUGAACACAGUAGGAAAAAAAGUGUUCUAUGAUUUCGUCGGUAUGUCGGACACCCAUGAGGGACUACAACUGCAAAUUGACGCGGCGAAGAAGUUUACUGAUAAGUGGAGAUUGUCUGCCAACGUUAAGAAGAGUGCCGUCAUGGUAUGCAACGAGAACAAGGAGGAACCAGUAGAACAUAGAUGGAAGUGGGGGAUCGAGGAGAUUGCAGUAGUGGACCAGUACACAUACCUCGGAGUAGAGAUCGCAAAAGACUGCUCGUGGAAUGCACACAUGUCCAAGGUAGCGGAAAAGGGCAAAGCACGAGCAGGGAAGCUGCAUCCAAUACUCGCAAACCGGCACCUCGAUACACGCAUCAAAUUGACGGUUUUGAAGAGCGUAAUCGUACCGCCGCUGGAUUACGCCGGAGAAUAUGGGAAGGAAAUAAGAAGGUAG
Molecule: messenger RNA, 924 nt
Organism: Ectocarpus sp. CCAP 1310/34
Lineage: Eukaryota; Phaeophyceae; Ectocarpales; Ectocarpaceae
Source: the annotation of a GenBank genome assembly